Suillus paluster is the source of this 993-nucleotide messenger RNA. RefSeq lists its product as uncharacterized. Bases 114 to 833 code for a protein of 239 amino acids. The record is from RefSeq and is a predicted model, not a curated record. Gene Ontology annotation, molecular function: protein binding. The transcript has 2 exons. Lineage: Eukaryota; Fungi; Basidiomycota; Agaricomycetes; Boletales; Suillaceae.
UAAUCAGUGCCCAUCUCUUGUGUUGAAAGCACGGCGUACAAACAUAGCGCAGCGCCCUGUGGGCAGUACUGUACAGUAUUCUCAUAUUAACAGCGAGAUCGGUCGCGCCACUGAUGUGGCAAGGGAUUUAUACGCUCUCUUCUGGAAGAGCAACAUUCCCAGGUGAUCUCGAUUAUGCCAUUCGAGCCUUCCAAGCAGUGCUUGAAAAAUGUCCCCAUGGUUCUCCAGAGCACGCCGCAGCCCUCUCCAACCUUGCCUAUGCCAUUCUAUGUGGCUGUACCAAGAACAUUCCAACCGACAUUGACCAUGCCAUUUCCCUCUUCCGCUCUGCGCUCGAAUUUUGUCCCCGAGAGCACCCCGAUCACCCAUUAUACAUCUUCAACCUCUGCCGUGCUCUCCAAAAGCGUUACAUCAUGGAUCAGAAGGACCAUGCCGUCCUCCAUGAGGCUGUGGAGCUUUACCACUCUCUACUGCCGCUUUGUGCGGAGGGCAGCUAUAUUUACCGAGUAGCCCUCGAGAAUACCGGCGUCCUAUACGUCAUCGAGCAGUGCAAUACUCUUCCUAGAGAUCCCUCAAACGAGAGCGUAUCGCUUCGGCGAACUGUUCUCGAACUUUGUCCACCACAGCAUCAACAACGGGCUUGCUCGCUGUACAUGCUUGCCGGAGACCUCUACGCGUGCUUUGAACAAACCGGCAAUGUCGAUCAUUUAUAUGAGGCUGUUCAUCUGUCACGUGAACUGGCUGUACCAUAUCCUGCUGACGAUCACCUUGACUUCCUCAUCACCUUAUCUAACGCUGCUCAAGCUCCGCUUCGAUCAUCACAGCAAUCCUAGUGACCUGUAUGAGAGCAUAUCGCUUGAGGUUAUCCACCGAGAGGCACUCGACCUCCGCUCUAGGAGCUCGUCUUCUUCGAGCCAACCCAGUGAUUACCGGCACAGUGGGGCGUUUUCUGAAGCUGCACACCGUGACCUAGGAUUAACCAGCAUUCCGGGA